GUCCCGAGAGGAUGGGGCAAGGGGGCAAGCGGAGGGGGAGACUGGGCCAGUCGCAUCCUUCCCUCUCCCCACGCGGGGCGCAGGACUGGGGCGGGGCGCUGCGGGGCACCCGGGACCUCCGAGACCCUGGGACGCAAACCCAGAGGCGGGCGAGCGCACCGAGCUCGCCACCCGCACGCAGAACCCCGGCCCCCAGUCGCCCCGGCGCCCGGGCAUGGACCUGUACCGCACCCCCGCCGCCGCGCUGGACGGCCUGGUGACCAGCAGCCUGCAGCCGACUGCGGAGUUCGUGGGGACGGCGCGGCGCGCUCUGGGGGCCCUGGGCGCGGUCCUGAGAGAGCGUGGGGGCCGCCCUGCUGCCGGGGGAGCUGCUGCCCCACCGUGGCGGGUACUUAAAAUCACCAAGGGAGGCUCCUUUGGCCGGGGCACAGCUCUGAGGGGUGGCUGUGAUUCCGAACUUGUCGUCUUCCUCAACUGCUUCCAGAGCUAUGAGGACCAGCGUGCUCGGCGCAGAGAGAUCCUCAGGGAGAUGAGGGUGCUGCUGGAAUCCUCACGGCAGAACCUGGUCCCUGGCUUGAGCCUUGAGUUUCUCCAGCAGGACACGCCUGGGGCCCUCCAGUUCCGACUGGCAUCCCCAGACCUGGACGACUGGAUGGACGUUAGCGUGGUGCCGGCCUUUGACGCUCUGGGGCAGCUCAGAUCCCACGUCAAACCCCAGCCCCAGGUCUACGCCACCCUCCUCAACAGCGGCUGCCAGGAGGGCGAGCACGCAGCCUGCUUUGCAGAGCUGCGGAGGAACUUCGUGAACACCCGCCCGGCCAAGCUGAAGAACCUGAUCCUGCUGGUGAAGCACUGGUACCGCCAGGUGCGCCCACAGAAGGGGAGCAGGAAGAUGCCCCCAGCGUAUGCCCUGGAGCUGCUGACCAUCUUCGCCUGGGAGAAGGGCUGUGGGAAGGAUGCCUUCAGCCUGGCCCAAGGCCUCCAGACGGUCCUGGGCCUGAUCCAGCAGUAUCGGCACCUGUGUGUUUUCUGGACCACCAACUACGGCUUCGAGGACCCUGCCGUUAAGGAGUUCUUGCUUCGCCAGCUUCAGAGACCCAGGCCUGUGAUCCUGGACCCGGCCGACCCGACGUGGGACGUGGGGGAUGGGGCAGCCUGGGCCUGGGAUCUGCUGGCGCGAGAGGCCGAGUCCUGCUGUGACCGCUGGUGUUUUCUGCAGGCUGCAGGGGGCGCUGUGAAGCCCUGGGAGGUGCCAGGCCUUCCGCGUCCUGGGUGCUCAGAUUUGGACUUCCACAUCCUGCGAGACCCCGCCCAGAAGACCUCCAAGGACAGCAGUGGCCUCGGCCUUGGCGCUGUCUGCCCAGGGGCAGGGAACCAGCGGCCCUUCUGCCCAGCCCCCGUCUUCUCCGCCGUGGCCAGCAUCGCCCCCUCUGCACCGGAUCUGUCCCAGAUCCCCAGCAGGGAGCUGGACUGCUUCAUCCAGGACCACCUCAAGCCACACACCCUGUUCCAGAAGCAGGCGAGCAAGGCCAUCGAUGUCAUCCUGGGCUGCCUCCGUGAAAAGUGUGUCCACAAGGUCUCCAGGGUCAGCAAGGGGGGCUCAUUCGGCAGGGGCACAGACCUCAGGGGUGGCUGCGACGCCGAACUUGUCAUCUUCCUCACCUGCUUCAAGAACUACCAGGACCAGGGUCCCCGCCUCGCAGAGAUUCUUGACGAUAUGCGGGCACAGCUGGAAUCCUGGUGGCAGGACCCGGUCCCCGGCCUGACCCUCAGCUUCCCAGAGCAGACCGUGGCCGAGGCUCUGCAGUUCCAGCUCGUGUCCUCGGCCCUAGAGAGCUGGAUGGAUGUCAGCCUGCUGCCCGUCUUUGAUGCCGUGGGGCAGCUCAGCUCUGGCACCAAACCUGACCCCCAGGUCUACUGCACCCUUCUGGACAGCGGCUGCCAGGAGGGUGAGCACGCAGCCUGCUUCGCAGAGCUGCGGAGGAACUUCGUGAACACCCGCCCGGCCAAGCUGAAGAACCUGAUCCUGCUGGUGAAGCACUGGUACCGCCAGGUUGCCGCCCAGAACAGAGGAGAACGGCCAGCCUGUGCCCCCCUGCCCCCAGCCUACGCCCUGGAGCUCCUGACCAUCUUCGCCUGGGAGCAGGGCAGCAGGGAGCACCGAUUCCACAUGGCCGAAGGCCUGAGGACCGUCCUGGGGCUUGUCCAGCAGCACCAGCAACUCCGUGUCUUCUGGACAGUCAACUACAGCUUUGAGGACCCAGCGCUCAGAAGGCACCUCCUGGGCCAGCUUCAGAAACCCAGGCCCCUGAUCCUGGACCCUGCCGACCCCACCUGGAAUGUGGGCCGGGGCAGCUGGGAGCUGCUGGCCCAGGAAGCGGCCGCCCUGGAGAAGCAGGCCUGCCUCAUGAGUAGAGACGGGGCACCUGUGCAGCCCUGGGAUGUGAUGCCCGCUCUCCUUCUCCAGACUCCAGCCAGGGACCUCGACAGGUUCAUCAGUGACUUUCUCCAGCCCGACCGCCAGUUCCUGGGUCAAGUGCACAAGGCUGUUGAUACCAUCUGCUCAUUCCUGAGGGAAAACUGCUUCCAGAAUCGUCCCAUCAAAGUGCUCAAGGUGGUCAAGGGCGGCUCUUCGGCCAAAGGAACCGCGCUGCAAGGCCACUCCGAUGCCGACCUGGUGGUGUUCCUCAGCUGCUUCCACCAGUUCACCGAUCAGGGGAGCAGGCGGGCCGAGGUCGUGUCAGAGAUCCGAGCCCAGCUGGAGAGGUGCAAGCAGGAACAGCAGUUUGAAGUGCAGUUCGAGAUCUCCAGGUGGGAGAAUCCCCGCGUGCUGAGCUUCUCGCUGGCGUCGCAGACGAUGCCGGACCAGAGUGUGGACUUUGACGUGCUGCCGGCCUUUGACGCCCUAGGCCAGCUGGGCUCCGGCCGCAGGCCCCACCCUCGCGUCUACGUGGACCUCAUCCGCAGCUGCAGCAACGCGGGCGAGUACUCCUGCUGCUUCACGGAGCUGCAGCGGGACUUCAUCGUCUCCCGCCCCACCAAGCUGAAGAGCCUGAUCCGACUGGUGAAGCACUGGUACCGCCAGUGCACCAAGAAGCCCAAGGGGAAAGGCUCUCUGCCCCCCCAGCACGGGCUGGAGCUCCUGGCAGUGUAUGCCUGGGAGCAGGGUGGGCAGGACCCCCGGUUCAACAUGGCCGAGGGCUUUCGCACUGUCCUGGAGCUGGUCACCCAGUACCGCCAGCUCUGCGUCUACUGGACCGUCAACUACGACUAUGAGGACAAGACCAUCGGAGACUUCCUGAGGAUGCAGCUUCAGAAGGCUAGGCCCAUCAUCCUGGAUCCGGCUGACCCGACGGGCAUCCUGGGUCACAGUGCGCGCUGGGACCUGCUGGCGGAGGAAGCUGCCGCCUACAUAUCCGCCCCGUGCUGCAUGGACAGAGACGGUACCCCCAUCCUGCCGUGGCCAGUGAAGGCUGCUGUGUGAAGGCCAGAAAAUCAGUGGUCGUACCUGAUGGACAGAUGGAUGCCAGCCCUCGGUGUGGGAAGACUCAGGGUCACCUGCCAGAUGUGUGUGUGUGUGUGUGUGUGAGAGAGAGAGAGAGAGAGAGAGAGAGAGAGAGAAGGAGAGAGACUUGGUGACUUCACUCUCCUCCUCAGUGCAGCCUCCCAGCUGAUGACCCUGCCCCCCCAGCUUGGAGCUCUCCUCCUGGCAGCCCACUCUGCUUACCCAGCCCCGUUGAGUCUCCCCUCGUAUCCGAUGGGCACUACAUGUCUCAAACACUCCCCUGCCCUGGCGGCCUACACGGGGGAGUCCAGACUCCAUGGGUGGGCGCCAGCCUGGGUUUCCAGCUUCUCCUCCACGCUCAUGACUCCCUCUCUGCUCCCAGCUGCAUCCCGCCCCUGCCGAGAAUGCCCUCCUCCUCCCUGACUUGUCUCUGCCCGCCCGCUCCAGCUCACAUCCUUCCUCCUACUGAAACCCAUCGCUGGCUCCCGGUGGCUGCCCCUUCUUCCCCAGUCUACGAACUUUUCAGAGAUUGUAGACCUUUUAUCUGUGUGUCAGCCACACGCAGCUGGUCGUGGCUGCCUGAAGCCCUAGGUUUUGAAGGAUCGUGAAGAAUGGAUACCUAGCUGCGAAGUGACCUAAUCAACUAGUGAUGUCUGCCACCCAUGCUAUAGAGGAAAACAAUGGCACGAGUGCCGUGAUCGAUUAGCUAUGUCUGGCCCGGAUACAGAAAGAAGUGCCGAAAGAUCUACGUUGUAUGUCUGGCCCAUUGAGAAGCUCUCUGAGCUCAGCUGCCAGAGGGACAGCGUGCCCGGAUCAGCUACUUUUGCCUGCCGCAGACAGAGACAGAGAGGAUGGGGACCUGCAUAUCAUGCAGUCCCUCUCCUUGAACAUUUCACUGGAUGCCUUUUCAUUGGAGGCUUCCUUUUGUUCACCUUUCCCAUUUCCCUCACCCCGCCCACCCAGUUUGUGCACCUUAAUGCCAUGCCCUACGUGCCCUCCUGGAUUUUCACUGAGUUCCUGUCGUGCCUCCUGAACAGCUAUGGUGCCACCAGUGGGAUCCUCCACCCCCAGAGCCUCAACGGGAGUCAGUGCCCCCGUGACAGUGCCCAGCCAGCUUCCCUCCGCCCUCCCUCGCAAACCCACCGGGUCUGUGCAGGAGGCACCCCCGACCUCCAGCCCAAUGACAGGGUCCCUCUUAGUGAAGGAUCGGCACGGAGAGCAGAAAGCACUCUGGGAACCGGGUGUCCAAAGGGAUUCCGUCUAAACCCCCAGGUGGGCGGAAGGAGGGUGGAGCCACCACAGCACCGGAAUUUCCAAUGUUAGACCAGGGUGGUCAGGAGGCUGCUGCUGCCAAGGCCACUGCAGCCGCCCCUGCUGCCUCACAUCCACCAAGCUGGGGCCCAGACCCGGGAACGUGGACCCCAGCAGCCACCGGCAUCUCUCAGGACUUGGCCGCCACCAGGGCUGCAGGAGGGCAGCUCCCGCAUGUCUCCUCCGAAACAAUCUAAAUUACAACAAGAACUCUGGCUGCAAGGGCAUCUAAAAAGUGAUGUCUCGCCUCCCACCCCAAGGAGGCAUGGAUGCCCAGGGCCAAGGGCGGCGUCCGUAACAGCAUCCCUGGCAUAGGCGCUGUGAACGGCUGUUGGGUGGGCGAGGGUGUGGUUGCCCCCAGCGGGCAGGACAGGGAGGCAGAGAGGAAGCAGCCCUGUUCUUAGGGGUUACGGAUGCACGUAUUUAAGAGUAAAGGGGCCUGGAUAAUUACUGUGUGUCACAGGUUCAUGAAACCGAUGUAGGCUCAUCGGUUGUAACCAGUGUCCCACUGAGUGGGGACAGGGAGUACACAGGACAUCCCUGGGCCAUCAGCCCAAUUUGGUUGUGAACCUAGAACUGCUUGAAAAAAAAAGUAUUUUUAAAAAAGAAUAAAGGGGCAUAAUGUCUGCAA
Molecule: messenger RNA, 5447 nt
Organism: Phyllostomus hastatus (greater spear-nosed bat)
Lineage: Eukaryota; Metazoa; Chordata; Mammalia; Chiroptera; Phyllostomidae
Gene: OAS3
Product: 2'-5'-oligoadenylate synthetase 3
Exons: 16
Coding region: 215-3484 (1089 amino acids)
Biological process (GO): regulation of ribonuclease activity; negative regulation of viral genome replication; defense response to virus
Cellular component (GO): nucleoplasm; membrane; cytosol
Molecular function (GO): 2'-5'-oligoadenylate synthetase activity; double-stranded RNA binding
Source: RefSeq, a predicted model, not a curated record